Molecule: messenger RNA, 1246 nt
Organism: Wyeomyia smithii (pitcher-plant mosquito)
Lineage: Eukaryota; Metazoa; Arthropoda; Insecta; Diptera; Culicidae
Gene: Mettl2
Product: tRNA N(3)-methylcytidine methyltransferase Mettl2
Exons: 2
Coding region: 146-1147 (333 amino acids)
Molecular function (GO): tRNA (cytidine-N3)-methyltransferase activity
Source: RefSeq, a predicted model, not a curated record
UGUGCGUAGCUUGACGCCGGUCAAAAAAUGGCACGCGCUUCUUGAUAAGGAAUUUGUUCUGUGCUGGCCGUGCUAAUGCAGUGAUUUUAAAAUAAAUUUAAUAAUAUGAUAACAUUGUUCCAGUUGAAGUGAGCUAUCGUUUCCAAUGGAUAGUGUGUAUUCCAACGAAGAAGAGCAACCAGCCACGGAAGAAAUUGCCACCUGUAAAAGGCCACAGUUUGGAAAUCGGUUCCUGUCGGAGAAUGAUGAUGUUUAUCAACACAAUGCUUGGGACAACGUAAUAUGGGACGAUGAACAGGAGCAAGCUGCACUGGAAAGCGUUCGGAAAAACUCAUCCCAAAAACUGGAACCAGAUCAAAUACAGCAGUUGGAAAAGGAUGCCGAUAGCAACUGGGACAAGUUCUAUGACAUUCAUCAGAACCGAUUUUUUAAAGAUCGUCAUUGGCUUUUUACGGAGUUUCCGGAGUUAGCACCAUACAACACAAAAGAAGCCCCGGAACGGGUUAUUCCACAAGGAGUUGGACAUUCUUCUUCUUCGACAAACCUUGGUGUAGAUACUAAUACUAAGCGUACCAUUUUUGAAAUUGGUUGCGGAGUUGGAAAUACGGUAUUUCCCAUUUUAAAAUACAGCGUAGAGAAAAAUUUGAAAAUCUAUGCUAGUGAUUUUUCGAAGCAGGCAAUUCAAAUUCUGAAGGAAAGUAAGGAAUUUGAUACCGACCGUUGCGAAGCCUUUGUGCUGGAUGCCACGGCAGAUGAGUGGAAUGUUCCAUUCCCUGAAAACAGUAUCGAUAUCAUAGUUCUGAUAUUUGUUCUAUCGGCGAUUGAUCCCGAUAGAAUGCAGCAUAUCGCCAAUCAAGUUGCCCGCUACCUAAAACCAGGAGGAGUGGUUUUGCUCCGAGACUACGGUCGGUAUGAUUUGGCGCAGUUGCGGUUUAAGCCGGGGAAAUGUUUGAAGGAUAAUUUUUACGUCCGUGGUGAUGGAACACUCGUGUAUUUUUUCACGCAAGAAGACCUACGUACGCUGUUUCAAAAUGCAGGCUUGAUUGAAGAGCAGAAUAUUAUCGACCGCCGAUUGCAGGUGAAUCGUAGCAGAAUGAUUAAAAUGUACCGGAUUUGGGUUCAAGUAAAGUUUAGGAAACCAAGCUGAAUGUUACCUAUUUUUUCAAGUCAUGUAUUUACUAAUUUUAGUGCUUAUGACAUCUACCAACACUAGUUAUAUUCAAUAAAAUUUAGAACGCCCUACGGA